AUGGGAACUCUCCAAGAGGCAGGAGAAAAGACAUUGGCUCUUGGGGUCAGGGAGAAUGCAGAAGCAGCAGGACUAGGAGCAUCCGUGAGACUUGGAGAAUUGGAGCUGAAGGAGGAAUGGCAGGAUGAAGAAUUCCCUAGAUUGCUUUCUGAAGAGUCUGAUUCUUUUGAAGAUCUUGAUCCUAACAGAGACUCACAGGCAGGUACCCCCAGCACUUUAGCCCUGUGUGGCCAGCGCCCCAUGCGUAAGCGUCUUUCUGCCCCGGAGUUACGACUGAAUCUGACGAAGGGGCCUGGAGAUAACGGUGCUUCUCCCAUCCACUCUGUACCCACCUCUCCUGACGACAGUACUGACCUGGAAAUAGAUGAAUUGGAGACACCUUCAGACUCUGAGAAGCUGGACAGCGGACAUGAAUUUGAAUGGGAAGAUGAGCUACCCAAGACAGAGGGCCUGGGCGCCAGCGAGGCAGCUGAAAGGCUGGGCCAGGGUUGUAUGUGGGACGUGGCUGGAGAAAACGGCCAUCGCUGGAGGGUUUUCCGGACAGGGCAGAGGGAGCAGCGAGUGGACAUGACUGCCAUUGAGCCCUAUAAGAAAGUCCUGUCUCAUGGAGGUUACCAUGGCGAGGGCCUCAAUGCUGUCAUCCUCUUUGCUUCCUGUUACCUACCCAGAAGCAGCAUUCCCAACUAUACCUAUAUCAUGGAACACUUAUUCAGGUAUAUGGUGGGAACUCUGGAGCUGCUGGUCGCUGAAAAUUACCUGCUUGUUCAUUUGAAUGGAGGCACAAGCAGAGCUCAGGUUCCACCUCUGAGCUGGAUACGCCAGUGCUACCGGACUCUGGAUCGGCGGCUAAGGAAAAACCUGCGUGCCCUGGUGGUUGUCCACGCUACGUGGUAUAUGAAGGCAUUCCUGGCCCUGCUCCGGCCCUUCAUCAGUUCCAAGUUCACAAGAAAAAUUCGUUUUCUGAACAGCCUGGGAGAACUGGGCCAACUCAUCUCCUUGGAUCAGGUCCACAUCCCGGAAGCUGUCAGACGGUUGGACCAGGAUCUCCAUGACUCAGGAAGGACCUAG
Molecule: messenger RNA, 1068 nt
Organism: Pipistrellus nathusii (Nathusius's pipistrelle)
Lineage: Eukaryota; Metazoa; Chordata; Mammalia; Chiroptera; Vespertilionidae
Source: the annotation of a GenBank genome assembly